This is a messenger RNA of Corylus avellana, 1357 nucleotides long. Its product is annotated as expansin-A1. NCBI's taxonomy places the organism in Eukaryota, Viridiplantae, Streptophyta, Magnoliopsida, Fagales, Betulaceae. Gene Ontology annotation, cellular component: extracellular region. Gene Ontology annotation, biological process: plant-type cell wall organization. The record is from RefSeq and is a predicted model, not a curated record.
UUUCCCAAAGUUCUAUAUAUUGGCCCCUACCCCCUCCCAUUUUUCUCACUCAACUGCCUCGCAUUUCCUCUCUCACACUCUUACUUUUGAAGAUUCAGUCUCCAUGAAAAUGGCUCUCGCAGGGUUUUUCUUGGUCGGUUUUCUUGCAAUGGUCUCAUCCGUUCAUGGGUAUGGUGGCGGAUGGGUUAACGCUCAUGCCACCUUCUACGGUGGGGGUGACGCUUCCGGGACAAUGGGCGGAGCUUGUGGGUAUGGGAACCUGUAUAGCCAAGGGUAUGGGACGAACACUGCAGCUCUGAGCACUGCUCUGUUCAACAAUGGUUUGAGCUGCGGGUCUUGCUACGAGAUCAAGUGCGUGGGUGACCCCAAAUGGUGCCUGCCAGGCUCCAUUCUCAUCACAGCCACCAAUUUCUGCCCACCAAACAAUGCUCUCCCUAACAAUGCAGGGGGUUGGUGCAACCCUCCUCAGCACCACUUUGAUCUUUCUCAGCCUGUCUUCCAGCACAUUGCCCAAUACAGAGCUGGAAUCGUGCCUGUCGCUUACAGAAGGGUAGCAUGCAGGAGAAGGGGAGGCAUAAGGUUCACCAUCAACGGCCAUUCCUACUUCAACCUAGUCCUCGUCACAAACGUGGGUGGUGCUGGUGACGUACAUAGCGUUGCCAUCAAAGGUGCCAGAACAGGGUGGCAGGCAAUGUCAAGGAACUGGGGCCAAAACUGGCAGAGCAACACCUAUCUCAACGGCCAGAGCCUGUCAUUCAAGGUCACCACAAGCGACGGCCGUAGCCUGGUCUCCAACAAUGUCGCCCCAUCAGGGUGGUCCUUCGGUCAGACCUACAGCGGUGCUCAAUUCCGCUAGACACAGGAGAUCCCAACCCAUCCACGUGGUGGGGGCCUCCCCUCUAUAUUUUUAGACGUAGUUUGGUAGCUUAGGGUUAUAUUUUUAAUCUAUAAUAUAAUAUAAUAUACUAAGUACUUACGACUCUCCUCUUGGUAUGCUAGGGAUUAUUAGAUUUAGUGUACUACAUCUACGGGGUCCGUCCAAAAUGUGAAGGGCUUAUUUUAAAAUGGCCCUUCAUCAUUUUAACCAUAUUGUAUUGUAUUUUUCCUUCUGUUGUGAGGCAGAAGUUGGCCGAGGUGGACUGUCACCACCCGCCACUACUAUUUCAAUACUUCUUUUUUGGAAUUUUUAGGAUCAUUUUUCCUUUUUAUUAUCUCAAUUAAUGUAAUCAGCUUUUGCUGAUGACUAUAUUUUAUAUAUGGUCCUUGCUUGUAAUGUUUGAACUUUGAUGGGGUUUUGGAGAUUAUCAACUCUAAAUUUCCAAUUUCCCACUAGUAAUGAGAAGAGUGUUUUAUUUUA